This is a messenger RNA of Ctenopharyngodon idella (grass carp), 5899 nucleotides long. RefSeq names its product kinase insert domain receptor like (gene kdrl). The record is from RefSeq and is a predicted model, not a curated record. Lineage: Eukaryota; Metazoa; Chordata; Actinopteri; Cypriniformes; Xenocyprididae. Gene Ontology annotation, biological process: cell surface receptor protein tyrosine kinase signaling pathway; multicellular organism development; positive regulation of kinase activity. The transcript has 30 exons. Gene Ontology annotation, molecular function: ATP binding; transmembrane receptor protein tyrosine kinase activity. Bases 418 to 4347 code for a protein of 1309 amino acids. Gene Ontology annotation, cellular component: signaling receptor complex.
ACCCCAGCAGAAAAGCCGAAGGCAGUGGGAACGUUUAUUAGUCGGUUGGCAUUAGUUGUUUUCAUUGUUAAACCUUCUUUAUAGAGUCUAGUUUUUGAAAUUUCAUUCACUCAGUUUUAGGAAGGAAGAGCAAACGUCGCACCUGCCCUCCGGGAGUAGUUUGGAGUUGCUCCAUUCGUGUUUGUACCGGGGCAGGCGCAGUACCAUGCGAUACCUUUACAGUCACUGAGAGACUACGAGACAUUUUCAUUAUAGAGGCAUCACUGAAAGAACAAUCUCUGUCAUAUCAACGGGAACUAUACGUAUAUAACUCUACAUCGAGAGACAUUUAAGUCCAGGUGGACUACAACAACCACAUCAAAUAUAUAAAGUGACAGCAUACGGAAUAUCUUCCGGAACGUUAUUUUAACGGACGAAAUGACUUCUGUUCAACCCUCAGUCAAAGGCUUCUUCACUCUUCAGCUGCUUUUUAAUCUCUUCUCAAGUGGGUUGGUUGAGGGAUCUCGUAUGCCUGACCCACAGCUGAUUCCUGCCGGAGACACACACCUUCAGCACGUUGGUGGCACACUCAUGCUCAUCUGCAGAGGAUCAGCUUCGCUGCAUUGGAGGCUGGCUGACAGAAAUGUGUCAUCGGUACACAUUGAGUCUUGUAAGGAGAGACCGCACAAGAACUGCAGCAAGCUGGUCAUACACAACCUGAGGCACAGCGAUACUGGCUUCUACACAUGCAGUUACCAAAAGUCCAGCGAUCAUCAGGUGUCCACAUAUGUUUUUGUUAAAGAUCACAAACAUCCAUUUGUGGAGACUUACAGUUCACCAAAAAUGCUUUUUGCGUAUCGGGACGAUCCCUUUUUUGUGGUCCCCUGCAGAACAACGUCCCCAAGCCAACAUGUUAUCCUUCAGACUAUGGAUCCCAUGGCAGAUGAUAUAAAAAGUAGGGUGGAGUGGGAUCCAAAGAGAGGUUUCAAGAUCCCCUUGAAACCUUAUGACAACUACCGCAUGAUUACAUGUUUGACCAGAGUGGAUAACAUGACAUUUCCAGAUUUAAAAUCUCACUACAUCCUCUUAAGGCUAGCGUCAGAGCUAGAACAGAUUGGCAUCAAACCAGAACAACCAAAAGUACUGGUCGGUGACACCCUGGUCCUCAACUGCUCUGCAAAGACUACUUACAAUGGCAGAAUUGAAUUUGAGUGGCAGUUCCAUAAGGAUCAGAUCAAUCGUACUCACCAAAUAAAAAGUACAAGGGACCCACCUGGCAAAAUCAUCGUAAUGUCUAAAGCGCUAAUCAUACCUAAUGUGACAGUGGAGGACAAGGGCACGUAUAUGUGCAUAGCAUCAAUUGAAGAUAAAAGUGUUCAUUUGUCAACUGAAGUCACUGUAUACGAACAUCCAUUCCUCAAUGUGACCCACAAUAAACGCAAAUUCAUCUCUGUUAUAGAGGGUAGAAAGGUCCGGUUUGAGCCACGGGUCAAUGCCCUGCCUGCACCCAACAGAGUGUUGUGGUACAAAGAUGGAGUUGCCAUUUCAGAAAAUUCCACGUGUUAUGAGACUCUGGGCUACAACCUGACCAUAAAACAAGUGAGGCAGAAGGAUGCUGGGAUCUUCACUAUCGCACUUUCAAACCAGGAGAAGGGUCUCUACAGAAACCUCAGCUACAAGCUGGAAGUCAGAGUGAAGCCAAAGAUCUCUGAGGAGGACGUGGCUCCAGUGGGCCCCCAAACUUACAGAUAUGGCCAAGAGCACAAGCUCACCUGCACUGCAUUUGGGAUUCCCAUGCCCAGCAUUACCUGGUUUUGGCAGCCAUGUGACCACAGCCCUGAUCUUACAGAGUGCAAACUUUACACUGAUCCUCUUCCUGUUGAUGAAGCCACUGAAUCACACAACCAUUAUCCUCAUAAUCUGAUUAAGGAUAUCAGCACCAAGGUUGGAUUAUUAAAAAGUAAAAACAGGACUAUAAGCACCCUGCUGGUGAAAACAGCUAAUGUGUCAGGGAUCUACUCCUGUACAGCAAGGAAUGAACUUGGGAACCGGACCAUGAGAAUCCCUUUCUAUGUGGAUGAUCACCCACAGCCAUUUGAGAUUGAGCCCUUGACAGCUGUUGCAGGAGAUGACAUUACACUGACCUGCAGAGGCACAAGAUACCUCUACGAUAGGUUGAACUGGUAUGAUCCACUGGGCCACAUGGUGCCCAAUGGUGAAACCACUCUUCAGAUCGAGCCCUACACCAUAUCUUUGUCCAUCAAGCUGCCCAAUGUCUCCAGAAACCACACAUUAGGUUAUAAAUGCCUGGCUUUAAACAUGAACUCCAACAAAGUGGUUAAUACAACAUCUGCUUUAACUAUUAAUGAGAGGCAAGGGGCCUGGUUGAAGCAGAAUCUGACCAAUCAGGUUGUGAACAGCAGCAGCACCCUGACACUGUUCUGUAUGGCUUCUGGUGUGCCAGAACCCAUAAUCACAUGGUACAAAGACAAGACUCUUGUCACUGAAGGACCAGGAAUCACUCUAAAAGAUGACGGCACACUGAUUAUUGAGCGGGUGAAGAAGGACGAUGAGGGCAUUUAUGAAUGUCUUGCCAGAAAUGCUGGAGGGGAAGCAAAAACCAGUGCAGUCAUUUCUGUAGUGGGAGAAGAUGGUAAACCAAAUAUUGAAGUGAUCAUCUUGGUGUCUACUGGAGCAGCAGCAACAUUCCUGUGGAUAAUGCUCAUUCUCUUCAUCCGUAAAUUAAGAAAACCAAGUUCAGCAGAUUUAAAGACGGGGUACCUGUCCAUCAUCAUGGAUCCCGACCAGAUGCCCCUCGAUGAGCAGUGUGAUCGUCUGCCCUAUGACAGCAACAAAUGGGAGUUCCCUAGAGACCGCCUCAGACUUGGUAAAACUUUGGGCCAUGGAGCAUUUGGAAAAGUUGUAGAAGCCUCUGCAUUUGGCAUUGACAAGAUUUCUACUUGCAAAACUGUGGCUGUGAAAAUGCUGAAAGCGGGAGCUACAAAUAACGAGUGGAAAGCUUUAAUGUCUGAACUGAAGAUUCUGAUCCAUAUUGGUCAUCAUCUCAAUGUGGUCAAUCUGCUAGGAGCCUGCACAAAGCGUGGAGGUCCACUAAUGAUAAUCGUGGAAUUCUGCAAGUAUGGAAACCUUUCCAACUACUUGAGAAGUAAGAGGGGUGACUUUGUGGUCUACAAGUCUCAGGAUGGUAAAGCUCUACGUUCCAGCUCCGGGUGUGAUCUCAGCGAGCUCAUCAAGCGCAGGUUGGAGAGCGUGGCAAGCACCGGAAGUUCAGCCAGCUCCGGCUUCAUUGAAGAUAAGAGCUACUGCGACUCGGAGGAAGAGGAGGAAGAGCAAGAGGAUUUGUAUAAGAAAGUGCUCACAUUGGAAGACUUGAUUUGCUACAGCUUUCAAGUGGCUAAAGGCAUGGAGUUCUUGGCUUCGAGAAAAUGUAUUCACCGCGAUCUUGCCGCAAGAAACAUCCUAUUGUCUGAAAACAACGUUGUGAAGAUUUGCGAUUUUGGACUUGCAAGAGAUGUAUACAAGGAUCCAGACUAUGUCCGCAAAGGAGACGCCAGACUUCCCUUAAAGUGGAUGGCGCCAGAGGCAAUAUUUGACAAGAUCUAUACUACUCAGAGUGACGUGUGGUCUUUUGGAGUGCUCAUGUGGGAGAUCUUCUCUCUUGGUGCCUCCCCUUACCCUGGCUUACACAUUGAUGAGGAAUUCUGCUGCCGACUAAAGGAGGGCACCAGAAUGAAAGCUCCUGAAUACUCCUCCUCUGAAAUAUAUCAAACCAUGUUAGACUGCUGGCAUGGAGAACCAUCCCAAAGGCCCACUUUCACAGAACUGGUAGAGAGGCUAGGAGAUCUGCUCCAGGCUAGUGUGCAGCAGGAGGGAAAGCAUUACAUCCCAAUCAACACGGCCCUGUUGACCAAAGCAGACCCCUCAAACCCAAACCUCACAGAGGAGACCUCCACCAGACCUGUCUCUCUUAGAGACUCUGGGACGGCUUGGAACACCAAGAUCCGCCCAGCAAGUGUGAAGACCUUUGAUGAAGUAAUCCUGGAGAACGGAACCAACAAGAUCCACGAGGGUGGGCAGUCAGACAGUGGAAUAGGUCUAUCUUCAGAUGACCUGAAGACACUGAAGCACCUGGAGUCACUGGCCCGACCGCGGAGUUUCAUGGCCCGAGCGAUGAAGAGCAAAAGCAAGGAGUCUGUUCUGCUGGAGAGUGAAAAGGAGAAAUACCCAGCGCUUGUUCCCUCACUGGACCUGAGUCUGGAGGACUCCUCUCUUGACCCAGAGCUGGAAUGUCAUAGCCCACCUCCAGACUAUAACUAUGUGAUCCGUUACUCCACACCACCCGUCUGAGUUGGUCUGCACUUGUAAGCCACCAGAAGUCUAAUUGGUUGGGUGCACAUUCAGUCUAUUUUAUUUUUUCCCCACGGUUUUUUCCAUUCCACUUUAUUCUGAUAUCGGAAUGGUCAUUCAGAGUUUCACAUAUGACCUUUUCAAGGUAGUGUAUGAGUACAUGAGUACAGUGGACUGCCACUCGUAUCAUUGUGGCAGUCUGAGAUACAGCUAUGGACCACCUCAGGUAUUCCCGCUGUCUACUGUGAACACAACAGGCACAUUUUAUUACAAUAACGGCACUGUUUUCCCCAGUGAAAUGGCAUUCUUCAUACAGAAUGGUGGCUAAUUAUGAAAUCAUUUGUUCAGUGGUUAGAAGGAGAGGACAAAGGCAAUCCUUAUUUUAUUUCUAGAUAAAUAUUUUAUUGAAAUGAAAACUGGAAUUUUGGGUUAUGUGAUAUUUUAUUUUUACUUUGCUAAAAUUAUUAUUUCAGAGCUCACUAAAGCUUAUUCUUUUCUCUUUUUAGGAUAAUAAAUAUUUUUUUUAGAACAGAUUUCACUCACAUUUCACGUAACUGUCAGACAAACUGUCAAACAAAGACCACAGAUCAUGAAUAAUUGAAUGUGCGGUCUGAAAUUCCUUCCCAGAACUCAAUCUGAAAUUGCAGGACACAUUGAUCAUCAACACUCAGGAUGCACAUUGCGUUUCAUGUUCUGUCGCGCCAGUCUGAGGGCCGUUUUCCUGAGUUUUACCCAAUGAAGUUAAAAUGAAUCACUUUUGUUCCCGGAUAUAGUAUUUGUUUCUGGCAGAAGAUCAUGACGUUCAUUCUGGUUCUUUACAGAUGGCUUAUGGGUGCCUAACAUCCAGUCUAUCACUGUGAAAGUGAUUAGCAAGUAAAUUAUUCAUGCACAUUUAAUAGGAAACAUUCUGUUAAUUAUUGAUCAAAUGUGGACCACAAUAAAAAGGCCUUGCUCUGUUCAACAAUAGUUAGACUGCAUUGUGUACUUUCCAUAUUUAUGUUGUUUACACUACUGUAUACAUAACAGCACGUAAUAUGUUGUGCAGCUAUUAACCAGAGGAAGGUAUUCUGUUACUGAUUCAGUAGUCUUUUGUGCUAAAAUACUGCUAAAGCUUGCAGGGCAGGCUAUAAUAUUGUCAACAGGCUGGUCACUAUAAAUGGACAUGAUAAUUAUAGUAAAAGCAUGUACACACAUGUAGGUGCUAUCACUAUUAACUCCUUAACAUCUGUAUGCAAGUAAAUCAACACUGUGGGAUGGAAUGGCUGGGAAAUCAUUGUAUUGGUUAAACCAGAUUAUAUUGACAGUUGUAAAAGCUGUUAGGCCUGUUAUUGCCAACAAUUAUUGUUUUUAAGUCUUAUUCAUAGCUGAUGAACUGUCUUCCAAAUAAUGAAAUGUAUAUACUGCCGAUUGAUGCUUUCAUAAAUGUUGUUAUGUUGACUGGUAUUUGUGAAGUAAAACUGUAUGCACUGAUAUUUUCUACAUAUAUUUUUUGUAUUAUAACUGUAUUUUAAUAUUAACCAAGCAUAAAUAAAGAUCUAUAUAUUUAUAUAUA